AUGUCUACGUCCUCGUUGAGUGCUCCUGAAGUCGUACGGAUCAACCCAUGUGCUGUAUCAGACGAGAAGCACAAGCUGAUACGAGCUGGUGAGUUAUUACGCGAAGGCGAGCUCGUAGCUUUCCCUACCGAGACUGUCUACGGUCUGGGCGCUAAUGCUCUCAGUGAUGAGGCGGUUGCUGGGAUAUACCAAGCGAAAGGCAGACCAAGCGAUAAUCCUCUGAUAGUUCACACUACGUGUGCGGCUGAUGCACUCCGUCUCAGCCAAACACCUGAGGACCCGAUUGCAGUAAAGCUCGCCAAGACAUUCUGGCCUGGUCCUUUGACGAUGGUACUCCCUGUCGGCAGCAAUUCGGGCAUUGCGAAGAGAGUUACAGCUGGAUUGGAUACGGUUGGUCUGAGAGUUCCAUCGCAUCCAGUUGCUCACGCUGUGAUAGAAGCCGCAGGGGUGCCAAUCGCGGCUCCUAGCGCAAACACAAGUGGGAAGCCGAGCCCUACAGAGGCGUUUCAUGUUUACGAGGAUAUGGAACAUAAUGCUGAUGCUGGACGCAAGGAAGUGUCGAUGAUUGUUGAUGGUGGAGCUUGCGAUCACGGUGUUGAAAGCACUGUCGUCAGGAUAAUGGAUUCCAGCCACGUUGUUAUUUUGCGUCCUGGUGCGGUCACCCUCGAGCAACUGCGUGCAUGCCUUGAGGGUAUGGCGGUAGUUGACAUUCCCAAGCCUCUAGCAGGAGCUGAAUGCCCUCGAGCGCCCGGUAUGAAGUACAGGCAUUAUGCUCCACAAGCCAUGGUUGAUCUGGUAUACGAUAAGGACGAGAUACUGCGAGAAGCAGCAUUAUCCGAACCCCACACAGUUGUCAUUGCCUUUGACGACUUGAACCUCAAUGGUGCCCGUGUUCGUUCCCUUGGCCCUAGAUCUGAUCUCUCAGUUGCAUGUCACAGGAUCUUCUCACUAUUUAGAGAAUGUGAUGAUUCAUUGCACGCCAAACGAAUUGUACUGGACGCAAGGUUCGAUCAAACAACUGGUAUUGGCCGUGCUUUGUUCAAUCGUAUCGAGAAAGCCUCUCACCACUGA
Messenger RNA from Perkinsus marinus ATCC 50983, 1071 nucleotides. Its product is annotated as sua5, putative. Gene Ontology annotation, biological process: regulation of translational fidelity. Lineage: Eukaryota; Perkinsozoa; Perkinsida; Perkinsidae. Gene Ontology annotation, molecular function: tRNA binding; double-stranded RNA binding; nucleotidyltransferase activity. The coding region runs from base 1 to 1071 and encodes 356 amino acids. The transcript has 6 exons. The record is from RefSeq and is a predicted model, not a curated record. Gene Ontology annotation, cellular component: cytoplasm.